CUGUUUCCUUAUCGUAGACGAUCUUUGAAUCACAGCCAGCGCGGAGGACCUACGUCAUAUCCGCUUUGAGGGAAGGAUGUUGUUUUGGUGUUUUCGGUCAAGCGUCCUCUCCCGCCAAAGUAACGAACAGGGGCCUUGUUAAAUGGCAAAUGUUUAUCUUAUCCUUUCUGCCAUACUUUUUCACGGUUGUCCCUAAUCAUCACCAAAACAUCUACAAAAAAAAAAGACCACAGUUAAAGCCCCGCGUUAGUGCACGAUCUUACUGAAGAUGAUGAGGCUAUUAUAUUUUCAGACAAUCCCAAUUACACGGUGCUUAAAUGCGCAUGUGGUUCGGUAAUGGCAGCCAGCGGCUGGAGCUCCGUCCCGCGGGUGGUGUGUAACGUUACGAUACCUCCGUGUGCUUGUAUGGGUGGAGACUGAGGUCCUCCCUCAACAUAUAAUCAGACAGACAACACGAGUACGCCGCCUAACCCCCCACUCCCCCCCAGCAGCGAACGUUACAUAUUAUCACAGCACUAUUGUUGUUUAGGGCAGAAGCUCUCGCGCAUAAUUCACAGUUACGUUACGUCGGAUCAUAAAGUGAGAGAGAUGAGCGAGAUGCCCGAGGACAUGCCUGCAUACCUCAAUGAUGAGCCAGUAUCUACAGACAACAACGAAAACAAGGAUCAUCCUCCGGCGCAGCCGGGCAUGUUCGGCAGGUUGGCGGGGGGCUUGUACGGUGCCACCAAGGGAGCUUUAGGGGCGACCGUGGGCGGCGUGACGUGGAUAGGAGGAAAGAGUCUGGACCUCACCAAGACCACGGUGUGCUCGGUAGCCGCUCUGCCCGGGAUCGGAGUGGGUCUGGUCAAAGGAGGAGUGUGUGCGGUAGCCGGGGGAGUGACUGCUGUGGGCUCUGCGGUGGUCAGCAAAGUUCCCAUAGGAGGAGGCAAAAAGAAGGACAAGUCCGACUGACGAGGAGGAGGAGGUGGAGGAGGAGGAGGAGAGUGAACGCACACAGCCGCGGCGCCACGGCUCGCACUGUGAGCAGGAAAAGCGCAGCACAGGACUCAAACGUUUGCUCUACACAUUUUUUGGUAACGGGAGUCUUUUGUUGUUUUUCUUUGGUUUGUCUUCUAUAAUGUGAUUGCUGUUAGAUGUGCAUAUAGUUAAGGGGUUAGGACCUACAAAGGAUGAACUUGCAAAGACUCUCCUGCUUUGUUGUUAAAGGAAACACGCUAUUAUCACCAGUGCCUGAAAUUGUCAAAUAAAAUGUCCAUGUUUCAGUUUUGAUAAAAAGUGACGACCCUGAUUUAACCGACCCUGAAGUUAACUUUGGCACCAGAAGAGAGAGGCUCCUAAACAGUAUAAAAUUACAAGACAAUCCUUCAUCAUUGGUGAUCCGACACACUGACCGAGGUGUUUCACUUUCAACUCCCAUGGAUUAGAAAAUGUGUCCAUGGGGACUUAAGUUUGUGUUCAGUUAAUCGCUUCUGUUCAGCUCGCACAAAUGGACAAAGCUGUGAUCUUUGAGGUUGAGUCCAGUUCAAUAUCUAAACCACCUGCUGACCGUUUGAUGUUUUUACUGGUGAACUUGCUAUGUGAAAAAUAAUUUGCCCCUGAUUAGUUUGCAUAUUUUGAAAGGCAUAAAUUAUUUAUAUAAAACUCAUUUUAAUUUUAGACAAAGAUAACCAGUCAAUACAAAUGUCUUUUUAAGGUUGGUUUGGAUUCCUAAAGUCAUCAUUUGAAACAUGCAAUUUGUAUAUAUUUGGGUUAUCUUUGUUUAAUAUUACAAUUAGUUUGAUUACCUGAAACAUUUAACGAUGACAAAUAUAGAAAAAAAAUAAGAACCAGGAAAAAAGGGCGAAUGCUUUUUCACUGUAUGUGAUAGGUUCAGUUUUCUCUGAAUAUUAUCUUCUUGUAGUUAUUGUGUCACCUGGGCGAAAGUGACUCAUACUUUUGAUACAGCAUCUGAUUUCUUACAAUGAAUAUUAUGUCAGUUUCAGAAUAUUGAGUAUUUUGAUAGCAAUUAAAAUUCCAGUUUGACUAUGAAUAUUAUUUUAUACAUGACAUAUAUUUUGACUAACUGAAUAUUUUGAUAGUUACUGUGCCAUGUUCGUUGUAUGUUCAAAUCAAACAAUCUUAACAUCUAUAUUUCAGACACGAUGCAUCAUAAUGUCAUAAAUAUAUAUUACAGUGUAUAAAAGCAUUACUUCUCAACCUGAACGUUGCCCAAAUGCUUCGUGUUUCUUAGCCAAUCUGAAGGCUGGAGUUUUAACUUUACGUUAUUAAUCUCAAGUGUCAACUGCAUUUGAAGAUGACAAACUUAGGUUCCAUAUUAUUUAAAGGAAAAGGUAUCUACCUAAACUGUAAAAUGCCAUUAGUCUUCAAGGCACUUUACAGAAUUAAGCUUUUGUUUAAUCAGUGUUGCAGGAUGUUUGAAAGUUUGUUGAACAAUCAGAAUUUUUGGAAACAUGGCAAUAUUGCGAAAAAGUUUAAAUAAAACAUGGUGAACGUUG
This is a messenger RNA of Gasterosteus aculeatus aculeatus (three-spined stickleback), 2495 nucleotides long. RefSeq names its product transmembrane protein 263. The record is from RefSeq and is a predicted model, not a curated record. NCBI's taxonomy places the organism in Eukaryota, Metazoa, Chordata, Actinopteri, Perciformes, Gasterosteidae.